AUUAAAACUGGUUGAGUCAGAAGAGCAGAGUGGAGACAGACGAGGGAUUGAGCAUUUUGAGUAGUAUUAGAUGCUGGCUGCUGGCUGCUGGGUGAUGGGUGCUGCUGGGAUCUGGGCGGGAGACGAGCGCGUCGAGAUCAGGAUCCUCCUUCACCACCAGCUAAACAGCUCAGCUCGUUCAGUACUCCAGACAAUAACUCUCACCGUCUCUGCUCUGCACCGUCAAACAGACCGCAACUCCUUAGCUCCACUCCACUCCACUCUACAGCAUGGCAAAAGUAGCAGCGGAAGCGGGGCAGACAGCAGCUGGUUCCCCACUUAAACCUGAUAAGGUUGUUGUCCAUCUUCCGUCUUCAUUCAAGCUUCCUCCCAAGCUACACCACCCCGCAUCCCCGCAUUUCAUGUAUUUGAAGACGCGGCAACCGCUCUCUCUCGCAAUUUGUCCUGCAGAUCCACGUCUGGCUGCUCUAUAAACAUGUCCACCAAACUCUGCCAGCAAAAAAUCAAGCUCAACACCGGCCAGCUCAUGCCCGCCGUCGGCUACGGCACCUGGCAGGGCAAACCAGACGUCAAUGGCUCGACCGAGCUCCAGGACGCGAUCGUCGUCGCGCUCGAAGAGGGGUACAGACAUAUCGACACCGCGGCCGCGUACGGCGUCGAGCCUGAUGUCGCGGCCGCGAUCAAGAAGUCCGGCGUGCCGCGCGAGGAACUCUUCAUCGUCACAAAGCUCUGGAAUACCGACCACGACGACGUCGAGGCCGCGUUUCUGAAGUCGCUCGAGAAGCUAGACACUGAAUACAUCGAUCUCUACCUGAUGCACUUCCCGCAAGCCAACGGCGCCGGCGGCGUAGCGCUCGAACAUCCAACUCCCGCAGAGACAUGGCUGAACAUGGAGGCCGUGAUCAAAAAGUACCCGACCAAGCUGCGCGCCAUCGGCGUCUCCAACUUCUCCAAAAAGACAAUCGACCAGCUUCUCGAGGUCGCCACAAUCAAACCCGCAGUCAACCAGGUCGAAGUCAACCCGAUGUGGCCGCAGCCCGAACUGCGCGCGUACUUUGAAGGUCUGGGGAUCCACAUCACCGCGUACUCCCCGCUCGGCCAGUGGGACUCGCCUCUGCUGACAGACCCCGAGAUCGCGGCCAUUGCGGCAAAGUACAACGUCGGCGUCGGCACACUGCUGCUCUCAUGGUGCCUCGCCAACGGCGUCUCCGUGAUCCCAAAGUCCGCGCGCAGAGAGCGCAUGCAUGCAAACAUCAAUCUUCUCAAGAACCUCGAGCCGGAAGAUAAAAAGUUCCUGGACGAGUUUCAUUUCAAAGAGGGAAUGCACCGGCGUCUCUGUCUCGCCGGCGACGGAACGCGGCCGACGGGGAAAGAGCUCAUUUUUGGAUGGACUUAUGAGCAGAUGGGAUGGGAGACUUUCUUUGUCGAUACUGACGAGCGACGUCCUAUGUAAUCGUAAUCUAUAUAAUAAUCUACAUAAUCGUAAUCUAUAUAAUCC
Molecule: messenger RNA, 1498 nt
Organism: Myxozyma melibiosi
Lineage: Eukaryota; Fungi; Ascomycota; Lipomycetes; Lipomycetales; Lipomycetaceae
Product: putative GCY1-galactose-induced protein of aldo/keto reductase family
Exons: 1
Coding region: 476-1453 (325 amino acids)
Cellular component (GO): cytosol
Molecular function (GO): aldose reductase (NADPH) activity
Source: RefSeq, a predicted model, not a curated record